AUGGCCGGGAAGACGCUGUCCCUGCUGCCGCUCGUGCUCCUGGCCGCGGCGGGCCUCGCCGGCCUGCUGCUGCUGUGCGUCCGCACGCGAGACGUCCCGGAGCCGCCCGGCUUCAAGUAUGGCAUCGUCCUGGAUGCUGGCUCCUCGCACACGUCCAUGUUUGUCUACAAGUGGCCAGCUGACAAGGAGAACAACACUGGCAUCGUAGGCCAGCACAGCUCCUGUGACGUGCAGGGUGGAGGCAUUUCCAGCUAUGCAGACAACCCCCCCAGGGCUGGCCAGAGUCUCGUUGCCUGCCUGAACCAGGCCCUAAGGGACGUGCCAAGGGAGAAACACGCCAGCACGCCGCUCUACCUGGGAGCCACGGCGGGCAUGCGGCUGCUCCAGAUGAUGAGUCCCCAGGCCUCAGCCAGUGUCCUAGAGGCUGUGACACAGACCCUGGCUAAGUACCCCUUUGAUUUCCGUGGUGCUCACAUCCUCUCGGGCCAGGAUGAGGGAGUGUUUGGCUGGGUGACCGUCAACUACUUGCUGGAGAACUUCAUCAAGUACGACUGGAUGGGCCACUGGUUGCAGCCGAGGAAGGGGACACUGGGGGCCAUGGACCUGGGAGGCGCCUCCACCCAGAUCACCUUUGAGACAGCCAGUGUGGCUGAGGAUCCGGCCCAGCAGGUCCAGCUGCAGCUCUAUGGCCAGCAGUACCACGUCUACACCCACAGCUUCCUCUGCUAUGGCCGUGAGCAGCUGCUCCGGAGGCUGCUGGCCAGUGUCAUCCAGAACUACAGUGGCCACCCCUGCUGGCCGAGGGGCUAUACUGCCCAGGUGCUCCUGCAGGAUGUGUACGGGUCUCCGUGCACCGCAGCCCAGGGGCCUCAGACUUUCAACAGCAGUGCCAGACUCAACCUGUCGGGCAGCGGCAACCAGGCGCUCUGCCAAAGCCUCGUGUCCGGCCUCUUCAACUCCUCCUCCUGCCGCUUCUCCCACUGCUCCUUCAACGGUGUCUUCCAGCCGCCUGUAGCUGGGAAGUUUAUGGCCUUCUCUGCAUUGUUCUACACCGUGGACUUCCUGAGGACCACGAUGGGGCUGCCCGUGGCAACCCUGAAGCAGCUGGAGGUGGCUGUGGUGACCGUCUGCAACCAGACCUGGGAGGAGCUUCAGGCCCGAGCGCCGGGGGAUCUGUCCCGCCUGGCCGACUACUGCGCAGCGGCCACGUUCGUGCAGCAGCUGCUGAUCCGCGGCUACCACUUCAACGAGAGCACCUUCAGUGGCUUGAUCUUCCAGAAGAAGGCCGGUGACGCGGCGAUCGGCUGGGCGCUCGGCUACAUGCUGAACCUGACCAAUAUGAUCCCCGCCGACCCGCCGAGGAUGCGCAAGGGCUCGGAGUUCGGCUCCUGGGUGGUCCUUCUCCUGCUCUUCUCCGCCCUGCUCCUGGCCGCGCUCCUCUUGCUGCUGCGCAGGGCGCGCUCCACCAAGUAG
Molecule: messenger RNA, 1473 nt
Organism: Orycteropus afer afer
Lineage: Eukaryota; Metazoa; Chordata; Mammalia; Tubulidentata; Orycteropodidae
Gene: ENTPD2
Product: ectonucleoside triphosphate diphosphohydrolase 2
Exons: 9
Coding region: 1-1473 (490 amino acids)
Biological process (GO): nucleoside diphosphate catabolic process
Cellular component (GO): plasma membrane
Molecular function (GO): GDP phosphatase activity; UDP phosphatase activity
Source: RefSeq, a predicted model, not a curated record